AUGGAGGCUGCUGCGGGUGUGAGCGCCGGCAGUGAUGGCGGGAGGCGCCCGCUGCGGGUGUUCUUCCUGCCCUUCUUCGCGCGGGGGCACCUCAUCCCGAUGACCGACCUGGCGUGCCGCAUGGCCGCGGCGCGGCCGGCGGAGGUGGAGGCCACGAUGGUGGUGACGCCGGCCAACGCGACGCUGAUCGCCACCACGGUCACGCGCGCCGUGGACGCGGGGCACGCGGUGCGCCUGCUCCGCUACCCGUUCCCGGACGUCGGCCUCGAGAGCGGGGUGGAGUGCCUCGGCACCGUCGCCCAACACGACGCCUGGCGGGUGUUCCGCGCCGUCGACCUUUCGCAGCCGAUUCACGAGAAGCUGCUCCUGGAGCACCGCCCCGACGCCGUUGUCGCCGAUGUGCCCUUCUGGUGGGUCACGGACAUCGCCGCCAAGAUCGGCGUCCCGCGCCUCACGUUCCACCCCGUCGGCAUCUUCGCUCAACUCGCCAUGAACAACCUCUACGCCAUCCGCUCGGACAUAAUCCGGGACGGCGUUGCCGCCCCGUCAGUCAUCGUGCCGGGGAUGCCAGGGAAGGAGAUCGCCAUCCCGCCGUCGGAGCUCCCGGAGUUCCUCCUCCAGGACGCCGUUCUUUCUAUGGAGUGGGACAACAUCAAGGCGGCCCAGCUCGCCGGCUUCGGAGUGAUCGUGAACACCUUCGCCGACCUCGAAAAACCGUACUGCGACGAGUACAGACGCGUCGACGCGCGCCGCGCCUACUUCGUCGGCCCCGUCAGCCUGCCGUUGGACUCCGCCGUGCACCGGGGCGGCGAUGGCAACGUGGACUGUCUAGAGUGGCUAUCGACCAAGCCGAGCCGAUCGGUGGUGUACGCCUGCUUCGGGAGCUGGGCUUGCUUCUCAACGCGCCAGAUCCGCGAGCUCGCGCUGGGGCUGGAGGCCUCGAACAAGCCAUUCCUGUGGGUGGUCCGCUCCGAGGACUCCGACGGCCUGUGGGCGCCGGAGGGAUGGGAGCAGCGCGUUGCCGACCGCGGCAUGGUCGUCCGAGGGUGGGCACCGCAGCUGGCGGUGCUGGCCCACCCAUCGGUGGGCGCGUUCCUGACGCACUGCGGGUGGAACUCGGUGCUGGAGGCUGCGUCGGCAGGCUUGCCGGUGCUGACGUGGCCGCUGGUGUUCGAGCAGUUCAUCAACGAGCGGCUGGUCACCGAGGUGGCGACGUUCGGCGCGCGCUUGUGGGACGGCGGCAAGCGCAACGUGAGAGUGGAGGACGCGGACACCGUGCCAGCAGAGGCGAUCGGUCGGGCGGUGGCCGGGUUCAUGGAGGGCGGAGAGCGGUGGGAGAAGAUGAGGGCAAGAGCAUGGGAGCUGGCUGAGAGGGCGCGUGCCGCGGUCAGCGAGAAUGGGUCGUCGUGGCGCGAUUUACACCGCGUGAUCGACGAUCUGACUGAGGCUAAUGCCUCGAGGGUUCACAGCAACGGGGACUCAUAGCCUCACGCUCAGUGUAAUUUAGUUUCAUGAUGAGGAUUUGUUUUUGUUUUCUUUCACUAGGAAAAGUGCCUGUUGUAAGGGGAGAAAAUUAUAUUAAAGGGAAUAGGUGUUCCUAGUCCGAAUUUGCUAUUUUAUAUUAGAUGUGAAAUAGUUAACUCACAUCCAAAUCUACAACCAUUAGAUAGAACUUUUAGAUUCGUGCUAUUUCCUCAGGCCGAUGCCGUCAACCCAGCUGGCUCGUGUUUUAUCUUUUGUUGUGUUGUCAGCCACGGGCUUUGUGUCUUUUUUUAUACUAGCAAAAGGACCCGUGUGUUGUAACGGGAAAAAAAUAUAGCA
Aegilops tauschii subsp. strangulata is the source of this 1821-nucleotide messenger RNA. RefSeq names its product probable UDP-glucosyl transferase 73B6. Lineage: Eukaryota; Viridiplantae; Streptophyta; Magnoliopsida; Poales; Poaceae. Gene Ontology annotation, molecular function: UDP-glucosyltransferase activity. The record is from RefSeq and is a predicted model, not a curated record.